Molecule: messenger RNA, 1230 nt
Organism: Microthlaspi erraticum
Lineage: Eukaryota; Viridiplantae; Streptophyta; Magnoliopsida; Brassicales; Brassicaceae
Source: the annotation of a GenBank genome assembly
AUGUUCCAUGGAUUGCCAAGUGAAGACCCCAUUGACCACCUUGAUGAGUUUGAUAGGCUUUGUGAUUUGACAAAGAUCAAUGGUGUCUCUGAAGAUGCCAUCAAGCUGAGACUCUUUCCUAUGUCUCUAGCUGACAAAGCUCACCAAUGGGAGAAGAGCUUGCCCCAUGGCACAAUCACCACUUGGGAUGAAUGCAAGAAGGCCUUUCUUGCUAAGUUUUUCUCCACCGGUCGCACAGCCAAGCUUAGAGGAGAGAUAUCCAGCUUCAUCCAGCGAAACAAUGAGACAUUCGCAGAGGCUUGGGAGAGGUAUAGGGAGAUGCUAGACACAGCUAGCAAUGGGAACUUCCUCAACCAGGAUGUAGAUGAUGGCUGGCAACUUGUGGAGAACAUAGCUAACUCAAAUGGAAGCUAUGGAGAAGAGUAUGAUCGCACCAACCGGAGCUCGACCCACCACUCGAUCGAGUCAGACGAAAAGUUGAGAAAAGAUGUUAAGGCAUUGAAUGAGAAGUUGGAUAAGCUGAUCCUAGCUCAGUCCACAAUGAAGAAAGUCAACUUUGUGUCUGCUGAGGAGAUGGAACCAGUCCAAGAAGGGGAGGAUACACAAUUUGCUGAGGUGUGCUACAUGAGCAAUGGGCAAGGAGGUUACAACAAAGGAUACUAUAAUUACAAGUCCAACCCUGCCAUGUCAUACCGCAACACUGAUGUUGCUAACCCUCAGGACCAAGUAUAUCCUCAACAACAAGCAGCUCGAUCGAGUCAGGUGCCACAACAUGGCAACUUACUUCAAGGGCAAGCUGAUGGGGUAGUGGACACAAGCAAGAAGCUAGCUGAAAUAAACUCUAAGAUCGAGAACCUCAACACAAGGGUUUACUCUCUGGAGAAUCAUGCUUCUUCUGUUGCUGCUGCUACAAAGCAAGGACAACUACCUGGUAAAGCUAUUCAGAACCCCAAGGAACAGUGCAAGGUCAUCUUCACUCAAGAAGGACUUGUUGAAGAAGAGGAUCAAGAAAGGGUCAUUGAAGAUUUUUGUUUACUGCUGAAUGAUGAAGAGAUUGUUGCUGCUGAGGCUCCUGGAGUCCAGAUUGAUCAACCAGAAGUGCAUGCACCUACUGUGGCCAUUCACACUUCACCAGUUGAGCUCGCACGACAAGCUCGAUCGGCAGCUCGAUCGAGUCCAACUCUAGCUCGAUCGAGUCCGACCUCUUCUGUCCCAACCUGUUUUGCUUGA